Molecule: messenger RNA, 1854 nt
Organism: Brettanomyces bruxellensis
Lineage: Eukaryota; Fungi; Ascomycota; Pichiomycetes; Pichiales; Pichiaceae
Exons: 1
Coding region: 1-1854 (617 amino acids)
Source: RefSeq, a predicted model, not a curated record
AUGCCGUAUUUCAACUGGCGAAAAUCGUCUGCCGGUUCUCAAAAAGGGUCGUCGGCACCACCAGAAUCAACCUCUAAUGGGCAACCGUCUGCGAGCGUGAUUAUUUCAUCUUCGAAAAGCGGAAAUUCUGCGGACGCAAGUCCGGAGGAAAUAUCCCACUCGCACAGCCCGACCCGGAUGUUUUCCAUGUUUCAUUUUAGCCGACACAAGUCGAGCGGCAGCGCGGCCGGCGGCAAGGCGGGUAUGCGCAGCGAUCAGCGCGAGGAUAUAGGCGCAGAGCGUGAGGAGGUAGGUGCAGAGCCCGGGGAGAUAAGCGCAAAGCAUGAGGAGAGAGGCGGUCCCCUCGACACCUCGGACUGCAUUGAUGGAAGUGCGGAGUCUGGGUCUGUUGACUCGGAGAAAGAGGAGGAGGGUGCGCUGGGUGAUCCGUUGGCGGUUCCGCCUGCAGCAAGCCGCGCUGAGCGUACUGAGCAUGCCGAGCGCAGCCAGCGCGAUGCGCACGAUGCGCCCGACACACAGCGUCAUUCGUCGCGCAAGCACAAAUGGAAGUAUCACAAGAAACUUCAGGAGGCAAAGGGAGAGUACUUUGAUUUUCAGCCGGUGCAGCGCGACGCAUGGUGGCAGCACGAUGGCGCUGCGCCAGCAAACAGGCGGCUGUCGAACAGCUGGUCGCCGAAUAAGCCGGCGGCGGCGCGUGCGCGCGCAGGGUGUGCGCCAUUGCGGCGGUCAUCUGCAUUUGAACCAGCGCACUCGUCGCUUAUCUCGAUUCCCGCACCAUCCAGGCGCAGCCAGUGUGGCGCGCCAACCCCUGGCGCACUGCCGCGCUCCGCAUCAUGCCGAGGCUUCCACCCCGCAUCCCAAAGAAGAUCGUCCUCGUUGCGCAUCCAGGCGCCACAUCUUAUAACUGAAGAUUUCACGUCGCCCGUUUUGGACUCGACAGUCGAAUUAAUAACAAACCAAAAUCUAAACGACGUCGAUGUUGUGCAAUUGGGCUUCCGCAGCCCCUCGUCCGCAUUCAUGCGCUCUGUUGGGCGCAGGCGUAGUACACAGUCAUCUGCGGGAACCGCCGGCGCUGCGGAUAUUACGGGGACGUCGGUGUCGCCUAUAUCGGUACAGUUGGCGCCAGCGCCGGUGCAGGCAGCGCAGCAAGUGGCACCAGUUGGCUCCGCCGGCUCUAACAUGUCCGGAGAAUCGUUCUCCGGGGCGAUCGACUCUGGCCGCAAAAGCAUCAGUUUCUACUCUUAUUCCGAUCUUGUGAACUUUGAGAAAAGCUCAAAGCUCUCACGCGACCUUGUGAUGUCGCCCGCAACAGCGGCAUCGUCCUCGGUGUCGACCGGCGGCGUUUCGGAGUUAAGCGCAGGGGGCAGUGCGGGUGCGGGAGGAAGCGCUGGCGCUGGCGCGUCCAUUCUCGUGCGCCCCGGCCUCUCCCCAGACGGCAAGAUUCGUGCCGUCGGCAUGGCCGGCGCAGUUUCAAGCUCUCUCGGUGCCAUCUCCCCGCCCUCCACCACAGAUGACAAUUGCGAUUUGUUCUCCCUUUCGUCGGAGCCCGAGGAUAAUGUGAAUUCGAUGUCUUCCAACGGUAACGAGGCAACAGACAUUAUUUCGGACUGGGUUCCCUGCGGAAAGCGCACAAGGGACCAGGCAGCCGUCGGCACGCCGUUGGAAACAUGCUUUUCGCGUGGUGCUAAUCUGGAGAGCGGUGGACUUGAUGCGGUUCUCUGCGGGGAGCGCAAAGACUCAGAAAGUGCCGAGGAAACUAAUUUGGAGCGCAAUGAGGCGGUGAACGUUUGUUCAGCCAAGGAUUUGCUUCAACAGCGCUCCAGAGAGCUACAUAAUAGUUUUGGUGGCAAUUAG